AUGCAUCACCCAGCAGACCUGAAGGUGGUCAACAGGGACAAGCUCCACCAGCGGAUUAGCAAUCUGCCCACCUGGGCUGUUCCUCCGCCUGCAGCCCUAGAGGCUGUGAUCAGAUCUGUAACAGGAGCAGACAACUUAGAGUGGGACCCCAUGGCAAAUGGAACCAUUGCACUCAAGUUUGAUACAGAGCAAGUCUGGAUGGCCCGCCAGAACAUCAAGAUCUACAUCACCUACAGGCCUAGUGUUCCCAAGGUGGACUUGAAGAUGUGUAGCAUCAACUUCUUCGCCCUGUUUGUGAACGCGACCUACGGCGGGCCGUGUGGCGACAAUGGCGCGUGGUGGAACGCGACGGCGCCGACAACGCCCCCCGUUCGCGAGGCGGUCUGCUUCUCCUCUGAUGGCCGAGUGCCGUACUACUUUACCUUUGUCAACCCGAGUGGCGAAACGGCGGCGCCCUCUUUCCUCAAGGUGUCCCACUUUGUGCUUGGGACUCCUCCCUCCGACCUCUUCAAAAUCCCCUCCACCUGCCCCUGUGCUGGGACCACGCUGGUCGGCAGCGGCUACUCUGCCCCCGGCCAGUCGUCCACGAGCUCGCCCUGGACACAACCGCCUGCACAGCAGCAGCAGACCUGGAACGGCCCUGGCGGCGGCUCCACCCCUUCCGCCUACCCGCCCCAGCCACAGCAGCUACCUGCCCAAGCACAGGGAGGCGCGCCAUAUCCCGGCCAGCAGCCACCACCGCCGCCGGGCCAGCAGGGCGGCGGCUAUCCACAGCAGCCUCAGCAGCAGCAGCCAACGUGGAACGCGGGCCAGCAGGGCGGCGGCUAUCCUCCCCAGGGCGGACCCCCUCAACCUCAACCUCAGGCGCCGGGCCAGCAGGGCGGCGGCGGCGGCGGGGCUGAUGUGGCCAAGACGAGCUAUCCCGCAUCGCCGCAGCCGACGUGGCAGGCGCCUGGACCCGGCCCAACCGGCGGGGCGUACCCUGGACCCCAGGGGCAGCAGCAGCCGCCGCACGGUGGCUAUCCUCCCCAAGGGCAGCAGCAGCAGCCCGGCGGACCUGGUGGCGGCUGGAACCAGCAGCAGCAGACGCCACAACCGGGCGGCGGCCAGCCCGGUGGUCCCGCCUACCCACAGCAGCCGCAGCAGGGCGGCGGCGGCGGCGGCGGCUAUCCUCCCUACGGCGGCGCUUCCUACCCACCUCAGCAGCAGCAGCAGCCCGGCGGACCUGGUGGCGGCUGGAGCCAGCAACAGCAGCAGCCCGCGUACCCACAGCAGCAAGCACAGGGCGGCGGUUAUCCGCAGAGCUCAGCGUGGGGAGCGCAGGGCCAGGGCCAGCAGCAGGUUGGCUGGGGUGGCCCGCCGGCCGGAGCGCAGCAGCAGCAGCCGCAGGGCGUGGGCGGUCCUCCCGCGGUGAUGAUGCCGACGUCGGCCACGGUCUACACCAAGACGACGACCUACGGUGCGGCGGCGCCCGGCCCGGCCUACGGCGGCGCCGGUGGCUACCCUCCGCAGCAGGCGCCCUCCACAGGCGGCCCGUGGGGCGGAUUGGCCGCGCCCUCGUCGUCCUCCUUUGCCUCUCUACCGCCCAAGAGCUUCAACGUGACUCAGGGCUGGCUGGCCUAUUACGGUCAGCCGUCGCCGGACGAGAUGAUGAUUCUGCGGGAGUGGUUCAAUGCGGUCGACCAAGACGGAAGCGGAGAAAUCGACUCAGAGGAGCUCCAGCGCGCGUUGGCGGCGAGUGGAGACAACUUCGACAAGCAAGCUCUGGAGCUGAUGGUGUCCAUGUUCGACGACACCGGCAGUGGCCAAAUCGACAUCUCAGGUGCGGCCCAUUGUAGCAGUCUCGGCUUUGUUACAAUGUCGUCCCGCGUCAGACUUACCUGA
Messenger RNA from Acanthamoeba castellanii str. Neff, 1884 nucleotides. Its product is annotated as EF hand domain containing protein. The record is from RefSeq and is a predicted model, not a curated record. The transcript is spliced from 7 exons. NCBI's taxonomy places the organism in Eukaryota, Discosea, Longamoebia, Acanthamoebidae. Gene Ontology annotation, molecular function: calcium ion binding. The coding region runs from base 1 to 1884 and encodes 627 amino acids.